AUGCCGCCCAUCCUCCAGCGCCUGCAGCAGGCCGCCAAGCUGAUGAGUCGCAGGAAGAUCCUGCUGCUGGUGCUGGGGUGCAGCUCCGUGAGCCUCCUCAUCCACCAGGGGGCGCAGCUCAGCUGGUACCCCAAGCUGUUUCCCCGGAGCUGCCCGCCCCUGCGCGAGUCGCCGCCGCGCCCCAAGCACCUGACCGUGGCCUUCCUGAAGACGCACAAGACGGCGGGCACCACCGUGCAGAACAUCCUGUUCCGCUUCGCCGAGCGCCACAACCUGACGGUGGCCCUGCCGCACCCGAGCUGCGAGCACCAGUUCUGCUACCCGCGCAACUUCUCGGCGCACUUCGUGCACCCGGCCACGCGGCCGCCGCACGUGCUGGCCAGCCACCUGCGCUUCGACCGCGCCGAGCUCGCGCGCCUCAUGCCGCCGGGCACGGUCUACGUCACCAUCCUGCGGGAGCCGGCCGCUAUGUUCGAGUCGCUCUUCAGCUACUACAACCAGUACUGCCCGGCCUUCCGGCGCGUGCCCAACGCGUCCCUCGAGGCCUUCCUGCGCGCGCCCGAGGCCUACUACCGCGCGGGCGAGCACUUCGCCAUGUUCGCGCACAACACGCUGGCCUACGACCUGGGCGGCGACAACGAGCGCAGCCCGCGCGACGACGCCGCCUACCUGGCGGGCCUCAUCCGCCAGGUGGAGGAGGUCUUCUCGCUCGUCAUGAUCGCCGAGUACUUCGACGAGUCGCUCGUGCUGCUGCGGCGCCUGCUGGCCUGGGACCUGGACGACGUGCUGUACGCCAAGCUCAACGCGCGCGCCGCCAGCUCGCGCCUGGCCGCCAUCCCCGCCGCGCUGGCGCGCGCCGCGCGCGCCUGGAACGCGCUGGACGCCGGCCUCUACGACCACUUCAACGCCAGCUUCUGGCGCCGCGUGGCGCGCGCCGGCCGCGCGUGCGUGGAGCGCGAGGCGCGCGAGCUGCGCGAGGCCCGCCAGCGCCUGCUGCGCCGCUGCUUCGGCGCCGAGCCCGUGCUGCGGCCGGCCGCGCAGAUCCGCACCAAGCAGCUGCAGCCCUGGCAGCCCAGCCGCAAGGUGGACAUCAUGGGCUACGACCUGCCCGGCGGCGGCGCGGGCCCGGCCUCCGAGGCCUGCCUCAAGCUGGCCAUGCCCGAAGUGCAGUACUCCAACUACCUGCUGCGCAAGCAGAAGCGCCGCGGAGGCGCGCGCGCCCGGCCCGAGCCCGGCCCGGACCACCCGCCGCCUCGGCCCCUCCGGGCGCUGCCCCGCGGGCCCCAGGGCCCCUGA
Messenger RNA from Lepus europaeus (European hare), 1296 nucleotides. RefSeq names its product galactose-3-O-sulfotransferase 3 (gene GAL3ST3). The transcript has 2 exons. Bases 1 to 1296 code for a protein of 431 amino acids. The record is from RefSeq and is a predicted model, not a curated record. NCBI's taxonomy places the organism in Eukaryota, Metazoa, Chordata, Mammalia, Lagomorpha, Leporidae. Gene Ontology annotation, biological process: glycolipid biosynthetic process. Gene Ontology annotation, molecular function: galactosylceramide sulfotransferase activity. Gene Ontology annotation, cellular component: membrane.